AUGAAGGACUCCUCCUCCAUCUCGGAAGAGAACAACGCGACCAACAUCCUCCCAAUACCACCAGCACUCGAAUUUCCAUUUCCCCAGAACCGCACCGAAUCAUCCCAGGCCCCAUCUAAGGCGCCCUCAAUAUUAGCCCCACAUCAUGCUUCAGUCCGCAGCAGGAACCCGCUCGUCGACAAUGGGGCACCAACGCCAACGAAGGCACCAGGGCCACCAAGUCUUGGGAGAGCACCCGAGGCGCCUCGGCCACAGGCGAAGAGGAGGUUCAAGUCGGAACGGCCUGUACCAUCACAGAGAACAUCGACGUUCUUGAGGCCGCGAAGGGGUUACACUGGACACGUGCCUACGCUUCUCAACACCGCAGCUGGUGGCCAUACCUCGGACGAUGAAUCGUCUUCUUCAGACGACGAGUCAGAGAUGAAGCUGGCCUCCAGACCGUCGAAUCGCAGCGGUCGAUCGCCUAGCACUAGGGGACGUGCUGGAAGUGUGCCUGAAGCAGACGAGAACGGCAGACGAAGAUCAGGUGGAGGGCAAUUUGGAAAGUUCUCUGUGGGCAAUGAAAACUACAAGACAAAGGGGAAGGUAUCGAAAAGGGACGGACGCCUGAACAUUAGUGUCAACGAGACCAACAAUCAUGGUUAUUUGGCGCAUGCUCUCGGUGCAACCCUGCAACAUCAUUUUAAGCGCCCUGACGAUGACGACGAACUAGAACUGGAGCGGACUCUGUCGCCAUUACAUGAGGAGGAUAACAUCAGACGACCAGAUCUGGUAGCGAGGCUGUCCGCUCUUUCUGCGCGACCAUCAUUGGACGAAGAAACCUCAAGGCCACCUCUGAACAUUGUGAUCAUGGUGAUUGGAAGCAGAGGAGACAUACAACCAUUUCUGAAGCUUGGGAAGCUGUUGAAAGAAGAUCAUGGACAUCGUGUGCGAAUAGCCACUCAUCCAGCCUUCAAGAAGUUCGUCGAACAAGAUUCGGACUUGGAAUUCUUUUCUGUUGGAGGCGAUCCAGCAGAGCUCAUGGCGUUUAUGGUCAAGAACCCUGGCUUGAUGCCCUCCGUAUCUACGGUAAGGGCAGGCGAGGUUGGCCGAAGGCGAGACGCAAUGUUUGAGAUGUUCCAAGGAUUUUGGAGAGCAUGUAUCAACGCGACAGAUGAUGAGACCCUUCCAGCCAAUCUCAAAAUGAUGGGUGGCAAGCAUCCGUUCGUUGCCGAUGCCAUCAUCGCCAAUCCACCAUCCUUCGCACAUGUUCAUUGCGCAGAACGGCUUGGAGUUCCUCUCCAUCUAAUGUUCACAUUUCCGUACAGUCCUACUCAACAAUUCCCGCAUCCUUUAGCGAAUAUCAAGAAGAGUAAUGUUGAUACCAAUUAUACCAAUUUCAUGUCAUAUCCGCUGGUCGAGAUGAUGACGUGGCAAGGACUAGGAGAUCUAGUCAAUCGCUUUCGAGUGAAGACCCUCGGGCUCGAGCCAGUCUCGACUCUAUGGGCGCCCGGACAGCUGUUCCGACUGGAAGUACCCUACACGUACAUGUGGUCACCCGGGCUGAUCCCAAAGCCAACGGAUUGGGGCCCAGAAAUUGACAUUGCUGGCUUCGUCUUCCUCGAUCUUGCAUCGUCCUUCAAGCCGCCGGAAACACUGGCCAAAUUCUUGGAUACCGGCGAACCUCCUGUCUACAUCGGCUUUGGCAGCAUCGUCGUGGAUGAUCCCGACAAAUUUACUUCACUUAUAUUCGAGGCAGUCGAAAAAGCCGGUGUCCGUGCGCUUGUGAGCAAAGGAUGGGGUGGUCUCGGUGACGAGGGCCACACACCAGACAAUAUUUAUAUGCUCGAGAACACACCGCAUGACUGGCUCUUCCCUCGUGUCAGCGCAGUGGUACAUCAUGGAGGAGCUGGGACAACAGCCGUUGGCCUAAAGUGUGGCAAGCCUACCAUGAUCGUACCGUUUUUCGGGGAUCAACCAUUCUGGGGUGCGAUGGUUGCAAAAGCGGGUGCGGGUGCUCACCAGGCCACACCCUAUAAGAAGCUUUCGGCCGAUGCACUUGCGGAAGGAAUUCAGCAGUGUCUAACACCAGAAGCAAAAAAGGCUGCAGAGAAGAUUGCGAAGUCGAUUGCGGCGGAGGGAGACGGUGCCAAGAACGCUGUCGAAUCGUUCCACCGUCACCUUCCUAUGCGAGGCGAUCACUCAAUGCGUUGCUCUAUUCUCCCUGACCGUGUCGCGGUCUGGACACUGAAGAGCUCAAAUUUGAGGCUGUCGGCCCUUGCAGCACAAGUCCUGAUUGAGAAAAAGAAAAUUCAAUGGAAGGACCUCAGGCUGUGCCGACACUACGAAUGGAAUGACUUUGAAGGGCCUGGUGAACCCCUCACCGGAGCCGGUGCAGCUCUUGCAAAUUCGGCCGGCGGCAUUGCUAAAGGCCUGGGUGGGAUGCCUGUCAGGUGGGCAAAAAGCAUACGGAAAAAGGAAAAGAGGGAGCAGAGACAAAAAGAGCGGAGGGGGUCUCAAGCUCAGCGAAGGGAUGGUGGGAUGAAGUCUUAUUCACAAUCAAACGGGCAUGCCGACAAGAAGAAGGGGCCGGAAGAUGAGGAAGGCGGAACUGAUGGUGACCUGCCCCAUGGAGGAAAACUGGUUGCCGAGAGCCAUCUUCCGGAGCCACAUACUCUUCUGGACCGAGUGCAUGACGACGUUGAGAAGCAUGGUAAACAGCAAGAUGGCGAGCUGGCCAAGGCAACAAUGAACAACGCUCCCGUCUCUGACGACUAUGUGACCUCUGACAUUGGAUCGGAAGGAUCCGACGAGCAUCCGGGUCAAGACUUGGUCCAAGCUCUUGCAGAAGACACCGGACACGGAUUUGCCAAAACUGGUGAGGCACUAGCGAAAGCCCCGAUGGAUCUCUCACUCGCUAUCGCGCAAGGUUUUCACAAUGCUCCACGUCUCUAUGGCGAUACCACCGUCCGCACUCCCCCACGUAUAUCAGGUUUCCACUCCGGCCUCCGCGCUGCCGGCUCUGAAUUCACUUUUGGUGUCUAUGACGGUGUCACUGGUCUGGUCUUACAGCCAUAUCAUGGGGCUCGCAAAAACGGUGCGCUUGGCUUCGUCCAAGGUGUAGGCAAAGGUAUCGGUGGUUUCGUGCUCAAAGACUUGGCUGCCAUUAUCGGACCUUUCGGAUACACGCUCAAGGGGGUACAUAAGGAGCUCAUCAAGGGUCGGCAGCCGACUGCGUUCAUUCGUAAGGCUCGUAUGAUCCAAGGAGGCAAAGAUGCUCAGGCUCUCGACGGUGAGGCCAAGCAACGAGAAUUGACCAAGAUCGAUGCUGCGUGGCGGAUUGUGUCUGAGAUUCGAAAGGAAGAUGAAGCGCAGAAGGAGGAGGGUCUCAAGGGACGGGUAGCCUUGUUGAAAGAGAAGAGAAAGAUGGGCAAGAAUGACACUUACGAGACUGUGGGUCACGCAAAGAAGGUUCUGGAGACAAAACAAGAGGAACGCAGAGAAAGAAAAAGCGUGGCCAUAGCGAGGAGUAGUGGGGAAGAGAGAAGAGGGAGCAAGAUACUCAAGAAGAAAGGAAGUCUAUUCAUGUCUGGGACAACGAAGCGCGGGACUUCGAAGAACAGAGAAUCGAUAGACGGGAAGCGGAAAGGUGCAGAUCGGGAAAUCAAGAGAGAGGUGCUUGACUUGAGCAAUGAGAAGGUCUCCGUGGACAGCAGCGUGGGGACAGGAGAGCGAAAUGGCACAGUGAACGUGGCCGCUUAG
Messenger RNA from Letharia columbiana, 3741 nucleotides. RefSeq lists its product as uncharacterized. The transcript has 2 exons. Gene Ontology annotation, biological process: carbohydrate metabolic process. Bases 1 to 3741 code for a protein of 1246 amino acids. Gene Ontology annotation, molecular function: hexosyltransferase activity; UDP-glycosyltransferase activity. Lineage: Eukaryota; Fungi; Ascomycota; Lecanoromycetes; Lecanorales; Parmeliaceae. The record is from RefSeq and is a predicted model, not a curated record.